AUGCUGACAGUCGUGACUCGCGAACCUCCAGUGUUAUUGUGAUAGUGAUGGUAAAGUGAUAGCGAUCCUUAUGUGAUAUGUUCAUAAUGUUGUGACUUGGGUUCAACAUUCGAAAAUAUUCCGCAUUCAAUAAUUCGAAUUCGGCCGUUAGUUUUUCUCAAUAGUUUCAACAGUUUUUUUUUUGUGACAAAAUAUAACACAAAAAUAAUUAGACCUUCGUUUCAUUUAAACUGUAAUCGUAUGAAUAUUUUUCAAAAUGUGUGAUCAAGUGUUACCAGCUACACCCGUUCAAAAAAAUAAAAGAGGCAAGGUAAUUCGAAGUAAACAAAAAAUACUAGUUAUAAAACUGUAUAAGAGAAAGAAGGCAGAUAAACCUGACAUAUUAUACAAACAGUUAGUAAAAGAAUUAAUGACUGAAACUGGAAUUGGAAGAAAUAGUAUUGAAAAAAUGAUUUCAGAGUAUAAUGCGAACAAAACUAUUUCUUCACCAAUUAUGAAGAAAAUCAGACCAAAAAUUAUUGAAGUGAUCGAUGAUUUUUAUAAAAAUGCCAUUCGUCAAAAAGUACAUUCAUUUUGGCAUAACCGUGACCCACCAACGCUGGAUAAAAUCGUAAAUUCUGUCUCUGAAGACGACAGCUUACCUACAUUGAAACGGACAACCAUGUACAAUCUUCUUAAAGAUUUAAAUUUUGUUUAUACGAAAUGGAAACGAAAUAGUGUUUUAUCUGAGAGAGAAGAUUUAGUUGUGUGGCGUCGAAAUUAUUUACGAAGUAUAAAAGCAUACCGAGAAGAAGGACGAACAUUAUAUUAUUUGGGAGAGACGCGAUGUAAUGACUGUUCACAAAAUACAUGUGUAGACAAUUCCAUAAAAUCAAAUACAAAUGCAUUUCGAAAAAAAAUAACAACAGGUGCUAGCAACCCAACUAGCAAAAGCAAAUACUUUAUUAUUAUUGUACACAUAGGUUCACGAGAAGGGUUUGUUAAAGGAGGUCUAACUUGUUUUGAAUCUAAGACUAAUAGCAAUGACUACGAUAGUGAAAUUAACGGUGAAAAUUUUUUAAAAUGGUUUAAUAAUAUUUUGCCUUUUUUAAAUGACAAUGCAGUCAUAAUAAUGGACAAUGCUCCUUAUCAUUCCGUUAGGACAGAACAAAUUCCAGUAUCGUCGUGGAAAAAGGCAAAUAUUAUGAAGUGGCUCCAAGAGAAAAAUAUUCAUGUUGAUAAUUCGUAUGUGAAAGCAGAGCUAUUAGAUCUAGUUCAAAAACAUAAGCUGGCGUUCGAUAAGUAUGUUGUGGACGAAAUCGCUAAGGCAGCUAAUAAAAUUGUAUUGCGACUACCGCCGCACCAUAGCGAGUUAAACCCUAUCGAAGAAGCCUGGUCUAUGGUUAAGGGAUAUGUAAAAGAUAAAAAUAACACAUUAAAAUGCAGCGAUAUGAAACAAUUGCUGAUUGAAGGUGUUGAAUCGGUCACAGCGGAAAAUUGGCGACAUUUCGAAAAUCACACAAUCAAAGAAGAAACUAAAUUCUGGGAAAUAGACAAUAUAAUUGACGACUUCGUUGAUGAUGAGUAUACUUCUACAUUUAAAAUCGAAUCAUCGAGUGACAGUGAUGAUGAUAUGUAAUUUUUUUAAUUAAUACAUUAAGUAAUAACAAAUAUAUUACACGUAAGU
This is a messenger RNA of Myzus persicae (green peach aphid), 1666 nucleotides long. RefSeq lists its product as uncharacterized. NCBI's taxonomy places the organism in Eukaryota, Metazoa, Arthropoda, Insecta, Hemiptera, Aphididae. The coding region runs from base 257 to 1618 and encodes 453 amino acids. Gene Ontology annotation, molecular function: nucleic acid binding. The record is from RefSeq and is a predicted model, not a curated record. The transcript has 2 exons.